AUGAUAGAGGAUACAAUGACUUUGCUGUCUCUGCUGGGUCGGAUCAUGCGUUACUUCUUGCUCAGACCGGAGACCCUGUUCUUGCUGUGCAUCAGCCUGGCCCUGUGGAGUUAUUUCUUCCACACGGAUGAGGUGAAAACCAUUGUUAAGUCCAGCAGGGAUGCGGUGAAGAUGGUGAAGGGCAAGGUGGCCGAGAUCAUGCAGAAUGACAGGCUCGGGGGUUUGGACGUGCUGGACGCGGAGUUCUCCAAGACCUGGGAGUUCAAGAGCCACAACGUGGCUGUCUACUCCAUCCAAGGCCGGAGGGACCACAUGGAGGACAGGUUCGAAGUCAUCACCGACCUGGUGAACAAGACUCACCCCUCCAUCUUCGGGAUAUUUGAUGGGCACGGAGGAGAGUCGGCGGCGGAGUACGUGAAGUCGCGGCUGCCCGAGGUGCUGAAGCAGCACCUGCAGGACUACGAGCGGGACAAGGAGCACAGCGUGCUGUCCUACCAGAGCAUCCUGCAGCAGCAGAUCCUCUCCAUCGACAGGGAGAUGCUCCAGAAACUCGCCGUGUCCUAUGACGAAGCAGGCACCACGUGUCUGAUCGCGCUGCUGUCCGACAAGGAGCUCACCGUGGCCAACGUGGGCGACUCGCGGGGCGUGCUGUGUGACAAGGAUGGCAACGCCAUCCCCCUGUCCCACGACCACAAACCCUACCAGCUGAAGGAGAGGAAGAGGAUCAAAAGGGCUGGUGGAUUCAUCAGCUUCAAUGGCUCGUGGCGCGUGCAGGGCAUCCUGGCCAUGUCGCGCUCGCUGGGCGAUUACCCCCUGAAGAACCUGAACGUGGUGAUCCCUGAUCCUGACAUCCUGAGCUUUGACCUGGACAAACUGCAGCCAGAGUUCAUGAUCCUGGCCUCGGACGGGCUGUGGGACGCCUUCAGCAACGAGGAGGCCGUGAGGUUCAUCAAGGAGCGCCUGGACGAGCCGCACUUCGGGGCCAAGAGCAUCGUGCUGCAGUCCUUCUACAGAGGCUGUCCCGACAACAUCACAGUCAUGGUGGUGAAGUUCAGGAACAGCAGCAAAGCAGAGGAGCAGCAGUGA
Molecule: messenger RNA, 1086 nt
Organism: Cinclus cinclus
Lineage: Eukaryota; Metazoa; Chordata; Aves; Passeriformes; Cinclidae
Gene: PPM1L
Product: protein phosphatase, Mg2+/Mn2+ dependent 1L
Exons: 4
Coding region: 1-1086 (361 amino acids)
Biological process (GO): protein dephosphorylation
Molecular function (GO): protein serine/threonine phosphatase activity; cation binding
Source: RefSeq, a predicted model, not a curated record